UCAUGCUCCGUGCUGUUGAUCACCCGGGAGAAACAAAACCAGCUAAGCAGGAAGCGUUAGCUUUAGAGAAACAAUUUAGAGCGAUUUUCACCUUUUAGAGGAAUUAAGAUUAGUACCUUAAAGAUGUUUUAAGUAAAUUAGCUUUAAAGUAGCUCGGAGUGAGUCGUUAUUUCACGUCUUCUACCUCAUUUGUGUGGCCGCAUCUCAGUAUAUCGAUGACCGAAAAUGUUGAAAGAUUUCAACAUUUAAAGGUAAAGAUGCUGUCCACCGGAGAUGUCCAAGGUUGUCUCCGUAAACUAGAGACUCUCCUGCGAGUGAUAAAAUACCCAGGACAGGUCGACUACAACAGCCUGUCCAAAGGAGACCCCUCUGCUUUCCUUCCCAUCGUGAGCUUCACCCUCACCUCCUUCUCUCCACCUUUCGCCGAGCAGCUGACGGCGGCAGGAUUUGAGUUGACGGGCAAAACAGACCUCCGCUUCACCGACACUUUUUACAAGGUGCUGAGAGAUAUCUUCCACUAUAAGCCCGUCCUGACCAAGCAGCAGUUCCUGCAGUGGGGUUUCUCUCAGAGGAAAAUCUCUGUGAUGUGUGACGUCAUUAACUUUGUGCAGCAGAAACACAACCAGCUGAAGAAGCCCAGAGUCAGAUGUCCGGCCCAGAACAAGGAGGGCAGGCCGGACGGCAGAGGAGAAGUUCAGCCCACACUAAUCGCGCCUGAUCAGCCACUCGUAGUGAAUCACACAGAAUAUCAAUCCUCUUCCCAUGCAGAAAGGUUCUCCUCCAGUUCUCCUGGAAACAUGAUCACAGAGGAGGAGGCAGAUGAGGAGGAAGAGGAGGAGGAAGAGGAGGAAGAGGAGGAGGAAGAUGAGCAGGAGGGCGACCGCCUUCAGUCUCACUCAGAGCUAGAGGGACGACUCUCAGCUCUGGAGGCCCAGCUACAGAGUCUGCAGCCUGGACUGGACCGGAUCAGAGUCCUGGAGAGACGCCUGGAAGACCUGGAGAGACGGAGACACACAGAUAAGAGUGAAGGUGACGUGGUGAUCAUCUCCAGAGAGAGCUGGGAGAACCUGAUGAGCAGAGUCGUUCUUCUGGAAACUCAAUCAGAACUUAGAGACACACAGCUCAGUGUCCCACCGCCGUGUGCGUCCUCGUCCUCCGCCUUCUCCAACAUGUCUGAUGCCUCAAAGGAGGAUCUGAAAGAGAGGCUGGAGAGGAUAACAAACAUGAUGAAGAGCACCUCCAGCCUGCUGAAGAACUCUGAAUCCUCUACAACAGACUGCAAAUAAUCUAAUAUAAAUAAUCAUUGUAUCCAUUGUAAAUGUAUCCAUCCGCCUGUUUUUGGUGUUUUAUGAUUAUAAACUUGGUAAUAAACUGGACAAACGUGAUUCUAACUUCUAAAGAACAAAUAUUGUUUUUGCUGUGACAGGAAGACAGGAAAAUGUUGGGAGAAGAGAGUGGGGGGAUGACAUGCAGCAAUGGGCCAAGGUACGGAUUUGAACAAACAGCCACUGCGACGAGGGCGUGUGACAUAACCACUAGGCCAUCCAGCGCACAAGUCUUUGUGAUGCUUUUAAACUGAGAGGAUAUUACUUGACAAUCAUCUGCGACAGGUUGAGCAAUCUGAUUUAAGUCAGUCCCAGCUCCAUGGACACCUCUUCAGUGGCAUUUGUACCUACACAUGGUCCUAUUUCUCAGUCUAUAAAAUGAGUGAGCAAACAUUGGCACAUAUUGAAUUGUGACCCUCACCUCGCAGGUGCUUUUAAAACCCCACCUUGAUGUUUUUUUAAAGGAGGUCUUCUAACUUACUUAAUCUCUGAGUUAUGUAGGCGGCAGUAGCUCAGUCCAUAGGGACUUGGGUUGGGAACCGGAGGGGCGCCGCUUCAAGUCCAGGUGUGGAUAAUUAAUAAAGAAGUUGGUCUGGUAGGUAGGUACCAGGGCACCGAACCACCAACUGCUCUAGUGCGCUCAGUGUGUAUCAUCUCUCUGUUAAUGCAUGUCCAUGUGUGUGAGAAGCAUGUCUCUCAAUAAUAAAGUAUCAAAUCUGAAUUUAUAAAGUAUAUCAAAUACAAAAUAAAAGUCAGAUCUGCUUAA
Labrus bergylta (ballan wrasse) is the source of this 2091-nucleotide messenger RNA. NCBI's taxonomy places the organism in Eukaryota, Metazoa, Chordata, Actinopteri, Labriformes, Labridae. The record is from RefSeq and is a predicted model, not a curated record.